This is a messenger RNA of Acipenser ruthenus (sterlet), 1832 nucleotides long. RefSeq names its product leukotriene B4 receptor 1-like. The record is from RefSeq and is a predicted model, not a curated record. Gene Ontology annotation, molecular function: complement receptor activity; leukotriene receptor activity. Gene Ontology annotation, biological process: inflammatory response; phospholipase C-activating G protein-coupled receptor signaling pathway; complement receptor mediated signaling pathway. Bases 150 to 1301 code for a protein of 383 amino acids. Gene Ontology annotation, cellular component: plasma membrane. NCBI's taxonomy places the organism in Eukaryota, Metazoa, Chordata, Actinopteri, Acipenseriformes, Acipenseridae. The transcript has 4 exons.
GUUAACCCUGACCUACACUUUAAAUGUAGUGCAGGAAUCAGGUGCUGUUGGGAAUUAAGAGGAUACAGACUUAAGACAGACGCCAGGAGACACUUAUUCACACAGAGUGGAUCCUGAUUCCAAACUGUAUUCCAAACCAGCAUUAAACAAUGAAUUUUUCCUCUACUCUCUCCCCCUCUGUCCCCCCUCGACCUCCUCCCUCCUCCUCCCUUGGCUUCUCUCAAAUUCUGGGCACUGUCAUCCUGACCUUGGCAUUUGUUCUGGGUUUCCCCGGAAAUUUGUUUGUGGUGUGGACAGUGUUGUGUCGCGUGGGCCAACGCUCCGUCACCUGCCUGCUGGUCUUGAAUCUGGCCGCGGCAGACGCCCUGGUUCUGCUCAGCGCUCCAUUCUUCAUGCGUUACAUCGCGGGGGGCCAGGGAUGGGAGUUCGGGUCAGCCUUCUGCAAGCUGGUUCAUUACCUCUGCAGUGUCAACAUGUACGCCUCCAUCUUCCUCAUCACCGCCAUGAGCCUUGACCGCUUCCUGGCCGUGUCCCGCCCCUUCCUGUCCCAGCAGCUGCGUACCAAGAGGGCCCUGCUCAAGAUUCUGCUGGUCAUCUGGAGCCUGGCUUUCCUCUUUGCGAUUCCCAUGCCCUUCUACCGCAGAGUUGUGCAACAUGCAGGAUUGUUUCACUGCAUACCAUCCCACAGCAAUCCAAAGCACAUGGUUUUCCAGUACCUGAUGGAGACCAUCUUUGGAUUCCUGAUCCCAUUUGCCAUAAUCACAUUAUGCUACACAUAUGUAGGCUUUCGGCUAAGAAGUGCCAUGUUUCAAAUCAAAGGAAAAGGUAGCCGGAUAAUUCUUCUCAUCGUGGCUGUCUUUGUAGUCUUCUGGAUGCCCUACCACAUUGUGAACAUGAUCCAGGUUUCUGGUGCUUUAGCUGGGGAAGAAUCACUCAAGAAAGCCCUCCGGGAUGCUGCGAAAACCGCCAGGCCCAACGUGACAGCCUUCGCGUUCUUUAGCAGCAGCAUCAACCCCAUUCUCUAUGUCUUCGCUGGGAGUUCCCAUAUCCGCAGCGCCGGCUUGAAUUUCAUGGCCAAGAUGUUCGAGGGGACCUAUUCCGAAGGGUCGGGAAUCCGCCGGUUUUCCAGGAGCACUCGCUCAACCCGUAGCGGAUCCCUGGCGGUUACUUCACUCCGGAAGAUCUCCCUAAUUUCGGUGAAGGACGGGAGACAGGGUCGGGAUGUGGAAAUGGCUAGAACGAUGGCUGAAUCAAAGAAUCUCUGCAUGACCGAUGAAAAGGAGACAGGGUCUUCAUCUUAGAGAGGAAUACUUGCCAUCUGUUUUGAAGACUGCACAGAUUUCUAUGCUGAAGAUGUAUCCAACCCUGAUCAACUCCUUGGAGUCGAGGGUCCUGGUGGCUCCAUCCCAACCCAUUGGGAAAAUGCACAGCUCACCGUUGCCUCCUCCACCUCUCUGAGAAAUGCUUGUACAUCUAGUUGUCUUCUCAUUUCAAUCUGCUAUGUCUGAAUAUUGCACAUAUUUAGCUGUAGAUUUUCAUACCCCAAAAGAUAUCAUUGUUAGACUUGCUUUAAACUAUGAUUGCUUUUCUUUUGCACAACAUUUAUGAAAUUUGUUCUGCCUGUAUUUUUGAAUAACUGUGUAUCACUCGCAAUCCUAGGUUUUAUUACAGAAAAUAAUCAUUUUUAGUCAGUACAAUGGCAGUAGUUACAAUAUCCAGUUGUAGUCAAAAGUUUACAUAACCCAAUGGAGAUUUAUAAUUUCUAGAAAUUUCUCGAAAAAAAAAAUAAUUAUAGGAAAAAUAUUUCGUAGUAAAAAUUUUGCUUUUGUGGA